CGUGUCUCCCUCGUGAGCCUGGGAGACUUUGUGCACAGUCCUGCGGGCCGCCCCACUCGGCUCCCUGGGAGUCCGUGUUCUUUGAGAUACGGGAAGGAAGCCAAGGAUGGGUGACCAAACCCCGUGACAAGAAAGACCUCACGUACUGUUUCUUCUCUGAGGUCCCGCCGGCUGGGCGUGCGGGCGCGCGGGAGCACACGUGCUCGGGACAAAGCUACCCGUGGCGUUCAUCCAUCCCCUCGGGAGGUGCUUUUUCAUUUACGGGAGCCGGGACGCCCCUCUGGCGAUCUGUCAGUGCCUGGAUCAGCUGCAUCCUUUCUGGGGUAUUUUGUUACCAGACUGACAGUCCUUAAGACAAGUAUGCAGUUAAGCUGCUAAGGGAUGGAAGAAGCCAGCCUGUGCCUUGGAGUGGCGGCGGCGGCGGCGGCGCCCGAGGCCGAGCCCCACCUGAGCGGCCCCGUCCUCAACGGCCAGUAUGCCAUGAGUCAGAAGCUGCACCAGAUCACCUCCCAGCUCAGCCAUGCCUUCCCCGAGCUGCACCCCCGGCCCAACCCCGAGGACAAGGCCCCCGCGCCCCUCGACGAGAAGGCGCACGUGCCCAUGAGCGGCCAGCCCAUGGGCAGUCAGAUGGCGCUCCUGGCCAACCAGCUGGGCCGGGACGUGGACACCAGCCUCAACGGGCGGGUGGACCUGCAGCAGUUCCUCAACGGGCAGAACCUGGGCAUCAUGUCCCAGAUGAGCGACAUCGAGGAUGACGCCCGCAAAAACCGCAAGUACCCGUGCCCGCUGUGCGGCAAGCGUUUCCGCUUCAACAGCAUCCUCUCCCUGCACAUGCGCACUCACACGGGCGAGAAGCCCUUCAAGUGUCCCUACUGCGACCACCGGGCGGCGCAGAAGGGCAACCUCAAGAUCCACCUGCGGACCCACAAGCUGGGCAACCUGGGGAAGGGGCGCGGGCGGGUGCGCGAGGAGAACCGCCUGCUGCACGAGCUGGAGGAAAGAGCCAUCCUGCGGGACAAGCAGAUGAAGAGCAGCCUGCUGCAGCCCCGGCCCGACCUGAAGCCCCUGCCGCACGCCCAGCAGGCCCCGCUGGCCGCCUGCAACCUGGCCCUGCCCGCCAACCCCAGCGUGCCCGACGUGGCCCACCCGGCGCCCUCGCCCAAGCCGGCCAGCGUGCAGGAGGACGCCGUGGUCCCGGCCGCCGGCUUCCGCUGCACCUUCUGCAAGGGCAAGUUCAAGAAGCGCGAGGAGCUGGACCGCCACAUCCGCAUCCUGCACAAGCCCUACAAGUGCACGCUGUGCGACUUCGCCGCCUCGCAGGAGGAGGAGCUCAUCAGCCACGUGGAGAAGGCCCACAUCACCGCCGAGUCGGCCCAGGGCCAGGGCCCCAACGGCGGCGGGGAGCAGUCGGCCAACGAGUUCCGCUGCGAGGUGUGCGGGCAGGUGUUCAGCCAGGCGUGGUUCCUCAAGGGCCACAUGCGGAAGCACAAAGACUCCUUCGAGCACUGUUGCCAGAUCUGUGGCCGGCGCUUCAAAGAGCCCUGGUUCCUCAAGAACCACAUGAAGGUCCACCUCAACAAGCUGUCGGUGAAGAACAAGUCCCCCAGCGACCCGGAGGUGCCCGCGCCCAUGGGCGGCAUGUCCCAGGAGGCCCACGCCAACCUGUACUCCAGGUACCUGUCCUGCCUGCAGAGCGGCUUCAUGGCCCCGGACAAAGCCGGCCUGAGCGAGCCCGGCCAGCUCUACGGCAAGGGGGAGCUGCCCAUGAAAGAGAGGGAGGUCCUGGGCAAGCUGCUGUCGCCCAUCUCCAGCAUGGCCCACGGCGUCCCCGAGGGCGACAAGCACUCCCUCCUGGGGUGCCUCAACCUCGUGCCGCCGCUCAAGUCCAGCUGCAUCGAGCGGUUGCAGGCGGCCGCCAAGGCUGCCGAGAUGGACCCGGUCAACAGCUACCAGGCCUGGCAGCUCAUGGCCAGGGGCAUGGCCAUGGAGCACGGCUUCUUGUCUAAAGAGCAUCAGCUACAGCGCAACCACGAAGACACUUUGGCAAACGCCGGAGUUAUGUUUGAUAAGGAGAAGCGGGAGUACGUGUUAGUGGGAGCAGAUGGCUCCAAGCAGAAAAUGCCUGCUGAUUUCGUUCACAGCACUAAAGUGGGCAAUCAGAGAGACCUGCCAAAUAAGCUCGACCCUUUAGAAGGCAGUCGGGAUUUUUUGUCACACGGGCUGAACCAGGCGCUCGAGUACAACCUGCAGGGUCCCGGGAGCAUGAAGGAGAAGCCCACCGAGUGCCCCGACUGCGGCCGCGUGUUCCGCACCUACCACCAGGUGGUCGUGCACUCCCGCGUGCACAAGCGGGACCGCAAGGGCGACGAGGACGGGCUGCACGUGGGCCUGGACGAGCGGCGCGGCUCGGGCAGCGACCAGGAGUCCCAGUCGGUGAGCCGCUCCACCACGCCGGGCUCCUCCAACGUCACCGAGGAGAGCGGGGCCGGCGGCGGGCUCUCGCAGACCGGGAGUGCCCAGGAGGACAGCCCGCACCCCUCCUCGCCGUCCUCCUCAGACAUCGGCGAGGAGGCGGGGAGAGCUGCCGGCGUCCAGCAGCCCGCGCUGCUUCGCGACAGGAGCCUGGGCUCGGCCAUGAAGGACUGCCCGUACUGCGGGAAGACCUUCCGGACAUCCCACCACCUAAAGGUGCACCUGCGGAUACACACAGGUGAGAAGCCCUACAAGUGUCCCCACUGUGAUUACGCCGGCACCCAGUCAGCGUCCUUAAAAUACCACCUCGAGCGGCAUCACCGGGAGAGGCAGAAUGGAGCCGGGCCGCUGUCCGGGCCGCCCCCCAGCCAAGACCACCGGGACGAGCUGCCCAGCAAAGCCGCUUUGUUCAUCCGGCCGGACAUUCUGAGGGGGGCCUUCAAGGGCCUCCCCGGGAUCGACUUCAGAGGCGGCCCCGCCUCUCAGCAGUGGACAGCCGGAGUGCUCUCGUCCGCGGACCACUCGGGCCAGGCCAGCGGCAUGGCCCCCGAGGCCCCUUCGGAGGCCCUGAAGGGCGCCGACCUGCCUUCCAAAAGCACCCACUUCGCCGACAUCGGGAGAGCGUAUCAGAGCAUCGUGAACAACGGUGUGAAUUUCCAGGGGUCCUUGCAAGCCUUCAUGGACAGCUUCGUCCUCAGCUCCUUGAAGAAGGAGAAGGACGUGAAGGACAAGACCCUGUCCGACCCUCCCUCCACGAAGGUGCACGGGCCGGACGGCGGUGAGGACAAAGCCGGCGGGAAGGCGGGCCCCAGGAAGUCGGAGAAAUCUCAGUACGAGCCUCUAGACUUGUCGGUGCGGCCCGACGCCGCCUCGCUCCCGGGCUCGUCGGUGACCGUGCAAGACAGCAUCGCGUGGCACGGCUGCUUGUUCUGCGCCUUCACGACGUCGUCCAUGGAGCUGAUGGCCCUGCACCUGCAGGCCAACCACCUGGGCAAAGCCAAGCGCAAAGACAGCGCCGUCGGGGUGACGGUCAACUGCAAGGACCAAGCCCGGGAGGCCGGCAAAGCGGCCCUGCUGCCCUCCGUACAGUCCAGCAAAGAGAUGGCCCUUUCCAACAUGCUUGGGCCUCUGGAGGCUGCUUCCGAGAAGACGGCCCAAGGAGCCGCCAAGGAGACUCUGGGGGAGCCGAAGAGCGGCGCGUGGCCCGGCCUGGUGGACCCCGCGUUCUGUAACUUCCCGUCAGACUUCUACAAGCAGUUUGGCGUCUACCCGGGCCUGGUGGGCUCGGGGGCCCCCGGUUCCUGCGCCGGCAAGGAGCCCGACGGGAAGGCCCACUCGGAAGACGACGCCCCGAUCCUGAUCCCCGAGACCGCCAACAAGAGCGCUCCCGACGACCUCUCCGACAUUGCCUCCUCCGAGGACAUGGACUCCUCCAAGGGGGAGAACAACGACGAAGAGGAUCUGGAAACGGAGCCCGAGAUGAUGAGCAAGCCCCAGUCGGCCCUCGGCAAGGACGGCGGCGGCGACGGCGGGGACGGCCUGCUGCCCGCGGGCGCCCCUCAGCCCGUCCAGGGACUGGUGUCGCCGGGACCCCAGGCGCCCGAGAAGCAGUGGCACGGCCCGGGCCUCCUUCCAGCCCAGGACCCCUCGGCGGGCCUGCCCAAGCCGGAGCGGGGCCCCCCGGGCCUGGAGAAGCCGCUGAACAUGUUGUCGGUCCUCAGGGCCUACAGUUCUGAUGGCUUAGCAGCCUUUAACGGACUUGCCAGUAGCACAGCAAAUUCUGGAUGUAUCAAGAGGCCAGACUUGUGUGGUCACAGGCCGUUUCAAUGCCGAUACUGCCCCUACAGUGCCUCUCAGAAGGGGAACCUGAAGACCCACGUCCUCUGCGUCCAUCGUAUGCCUUUUGACAACAGCCAGUAUCCCGACCGCAGGUUCAAGCGCUCCAGAGUCGACUCGGAGGCUUCUGGGAAUUUCGAAGACCCCACAGCUGUCAAGGCGGGUUGCUCAGCGGAGCUAACAGAAGAGGGCUGCAAAGCCCAGGAGGAGCGUAACUGAGCAAACUGACCUGUAUAUUGCAAUAUUAUUUUACACAGUUUUAAGAUUAUGCAUCUGGUAAAAGAGUUUGCUAACUGCAUUCCAAGGGGAAAAACAAACAAAAAAUCGUGUACAACUCCCCCACUAGUGUAUAGAACAUUUAAAAAAAAAUUUAAAAAGAUAUCUAUAUAUAUAUAUUAAAAAAAAAAAAACACAAAAAACCCACAAAAACAAAUCCCCAGCCCUUGAAAAUGGCUGCUAAACUGUUACCCGGCAACAAGUACUUCCAAACGAUGCAGGUGGAAGAGAAGUGAUUUCCGGAAGGCUUGGUGUCCUCCAAGCUUGAGCAAGCUGGGGACCCUUCCAACUCUUAAGUCGUCUUUGUCCCCCGAUCAUGCUCUUAACUGAAAAAUGAUACCAUCUAAAUGAUUUAGUGUUGCCUUGAAGAUGGAGGGGCUGUGUUUUCAUUGUUGAAAACACCUCUAUAAUCUGCCACCAGCUGCUGCCAUCUGCCCCCCACCCUAAUGAGAUGUGCUGCGAGGCAGCGGCGGUGCCAGUCAGGCUGGAGCGGUCACUGCAGAGAAAAUCAAUCCACAUAGUGUCCCAACUGCACUCGCGGAGAAAUCCUAGCCCGCCGCCCGCGCCAGGGCCGCCCGGCGCUGCAGAGGAUUGCCAUCUUACACGUGCAUUUUUAAAAAACACACAGCCAAACGAAUCAAUGGCCAGGAAUGAUCUGCAGACAAAUGCCCAUUGCAGGUUUGAUGAGUAAUUCCUUUUUUUUUUUUUUUUAAGAUCAAAUUGCAGGAUUGAGGGAAAGGCUUUUUUUUCUUUUUUUUUUUUUCUUUUUUUUUUUCUCUCGGUUGUCUUUUUGUGUGUGUGUGGAUGAAAAAGAAGUUGCUGAUAAAAAAAUAAAUAAGUAAAUUAGGGGUCCAUGAUAUGAAAUGCUGUUUAGGAAAACUAGCCAACCCUAUCCACAGAAGGUGCUGGUGAGAAGUGGAAAUUCACGUAAUAAUAGGAAGAUUGUUUUUUAUUAUGAUUUUUUAAGAUUUUACUUGAAUGAAGGCUGCUCCGGUCCUUAUGAUCAGCUUCCUUUCAUGUGUUAGCUUUUCUAAGUAUCACAGACACGAAGAAGGAUUUUCUUCUCCGACAAGCUCUUAGGAAAUAGCUUGUAUUAAAAAUCCGAAUCUAAACAUCCUGCUCUCUAUUGCUAAUGAAGAAAACUGUUUGAGUUAAAAUGUCUGUUUUUGUAAAACAAAUGUGUUCUAUAUUUUUGUAGAUUUUAGAUUUUUUUACUGAUUGGAUACUCCAAAUUUCUUGAGUUCUGCACCACCCAGAGGGAGAUUUUGAGGGCCAAUGAUGAAACACUUAACUCAUUAAAAAAAAAAAAAAAUUGUAAGAAGACUGGUGAAGGGUUUAUUCUUGAAUCUGCUAGAAUGGUGUGUAAGUUCAGCCUCUUAACAUACUUCCUUUGAGUGACACGAAAUUGGUGCUGUUGCUUGUGACGGUGGAGAAGUAUCGAAGUAUUAAUUUCUUCUAAAACGAAAUCAUUCAGACUUAAAAAAAAAAACUAAAAAAAAAAAAAAAAAACAGUCGAUAUUUCCUUGCAGGCUGGGAGCACAGAAUAAAACCCCAGGGCCUUAAAAACUUCAGCUCUGCCUACAGCAGUUUACAAAAAUUCUAAACUGCAAUCAAUGUAAAUAAAAUGCUUAGCGCUAUCCUGAGACCAGAAGGGAUCUCAGGCUAAUAAGGGAUCCGGUUUGCAUACGCUGUCCAGAGGGUGUCACCCACCCAAGGUUUCAGUGCGAAUGAGGUCGCUGUGCAACGUGGACCCAUCUGGCAUAGAGCAAGCCGCUUUCUCGUUUUUCUAGAAUAGUUCUCACUGCCUUACUUAAAUCGAGUUGAUAAACUUAAUGCAACUGUUUCUAUGAUCCUAGAGGAAGGACUGAAAUGUUACUGAAAACUUUCUGACUGUAGUGAGCUUUAGGAUUUUA
Messenger RNA from Canis lupus familiaris (dog), 6497 nucleotides. RefSeq names its product zinc finger protein 536 (gene ZNF536). The record is from RefSeq and is a predicted model, not a curated record. The transcript is spliced from 6 exons. Gene Ontology annotation, cellular component: nucleus. Bases 382 to 4527 code for a protein of 1381 amino acids. Gene Ontology annotation, molecular function: RNA polymerase II cis-regulatory region sequence-specific DNA binding; DNA-binding transcription factor activity, RNA polymerase II-specific. NCBI's taxonomy places the organism in Eukaryota, Metazoa, Chordata, Mammalia, Carnivora, Canidae. Gene Ontology annotation, biological process: regulation of DNA-templated transcription.